UCCGAGCGCUCGGACGUAAAGAUGCGCACCGCGCGCGCGGGACGAUAGAACGCGAACGCGACCGCUCGCGUCGACGCAGACGUAAACCCGCGGCCGGGCGAAGCGGCCCGGCGGCGGCAUCGCGUCGAUCGACAUGGUGCCGACACGAUCAUUAGAAUUAGAACCACCACGACUCCAUCCGCCUCCGCCGCCGCCGCACGUGCCUCCGCUGACGAACGCCGAGCUCGAGCGCGACAGCGCGCGCGCGAUCGAGGCCAUCGUGCGGCGAUGGCAAUACUGCUCGUACGGCGCGGUCGCCGCGGAGGUGUGCGCGAUGCACGGGGCGACGCGCCUCGAUCAGCUCGGCGCGUCGAAUCCGACGAAACAAUCGAAAGAGCUCGCGCGCGUGUGGCGCGCGCAGCAGCUCAUAGACGCGCACCUCGCCGCGUUCUUCGCGAUGCGCUGCGUCGCGUGCUACCAUGCCCUCGAGCGCGAGCUCGUGACGAUGUUGAACGGCUUCGGGAUGUUCCGACCGCCGCGCGCGGACGGAGACGACGCGAAUCCCGAAGAGAUCGUCAUCGACGAGGAGCCCGCGAAGUCAACGUCAGCCUCAGGCGCGUCGCCCGCCGCGCGCGCGCGUUCGUCGAUAAUCUCGUCUUCCCGUGCCGCCGACGCCGGAGCGACGCCGCCGAAGACGGAGACGCAGUCGCGCGCCUAUUAUUUCACAGACUUCGGCUUGGGCCCGUUCUCGGCCAUCCCCGCGGUCGCGAGUAGAUUCCCGUCGAUGGUGGAAUUCCCGACGAUGGUGGGGGGUUCGAUUGCAGGGGUUCACAAGGCGGACCCCAUCCGUGAUCUCGGUUGCGUGCUUCGGCACCUGCGCUGGCUUCUCGAGAAUCACAGCCUCUCAGAUGGGGACACAUACCGGGAUUUCGUCAGGCGUCUAGACGACGAAAAAGGAUAUUUUGAAGAUGGAAAAGAAGAAGAUUGGGAUAUCGAUAACGGCGUGUACAUCAACUGGGACGUGCCCGUGCGCGACUUCCCCGAGAUGCAGAUGGCCGCGCACGUCGAUAACGCGCGGAGUAAGACGGAACGCGCGCUCGCCGACGAGGCGAAAGCCGCGGAAGCGCGCGCGGAACGCGCGGAGAGAGCCGCGAAGGCGGAGACGCGACCGCCGCCGCCGCCGCGUCUGAAAGAGCCCCGAGACGCCAAGGCGAAAGCCUUCGUCGCGCGCGUCGUGAAGCGGCUCGAGACGCCGUGGCGCCCGAGCCGCGCGAAGGCACUGAGCGCGAUUCGCGCGGAGUGGCCGGGCGUCGACGAGGAGGUUAUCGCCGCCGCGACGGAGUACGCGAUGGUGCACCUGGGCGGCGGGAGGUAUCGCGCGAAGGUGUUCGAUCUCACCGGCGACGCCGAGGACGAGGACGCGAAGACGUCGGCGGGUGAAGAAGACGAUGAAGACGACGUCGAAGGCGAGCCCCCCACGGAGGAGAACGCGGAGGAGGCGGCGCCCGAGACGACUGACGCUCGCGGUGAGAACGCGAAGGAAAACCGCGGCGGCGACGGCGACGACAUACCGGCGGCUCCGGGGAAGAGGCGGAAAACGACCGCGCGCGCCCCUUUCGAAGGCCGGCUCGCCGUGAGCGCGUCCUCCUCGAGGACGGUCUUCCCGACGAAGAUCUCCACCGCGGACGUGCGGGCGCACUGCCCGUGGUGGAACGACGUCGAAAUAUCGGACAACCGCGCGGUGGGACGAUGGGGCGAAUCGCUCGUGUAUCACUACCUGCUCUCCCGGCACGUCGGCUGGCGCGUCACGUGGAUGAACGAGGAGAAAGAGACCAAGAGCUUCUACGACAUCAAGCUCGAGAGCGCGGACGGCGCGGAGACGAUCUUCGUGGAGGUGAAGACGACCAAGUUCGGGGACAAGAACGUGUUCGAGAUGUCGCCGUGGGAGUGGGACUUCGCGCAAAAACCGGGGGUGUCGAAGAGCUACCACAUCUACCGCGUGUACGGCGCGGGGGACGUGGAUAAAGUCCGCGUCGAGGUCGUGAAGGACCCGGCGCGGCUAGUGAGAGAGCACGAGGUGCGCAUGUGCUUAGCAAUUUAACGAAUGAUCACGCGCGCGCGCUCGAAUG
Micromonas pusilla CCMP1545 is the source of this 2108-nucleotide messenger RNA. RefSeq lists its product as uncharacterized. The record is from RefSeq and is a predicted model, not a curated record. The coding region runs from base 134 to 2080 and encodes 648 amino acids. The transcript has a single exon. NCBI's taxonomy places the organism in Eukaryota, Viridiplantae, Chlorophyta, Mamiellophyceae, Mamiellales, Mamiellaceae.